ACACAUAAGCCACAGGAUGUCAUUUCAAGUCAACACAGAAGGAUAAGGACUAGAAAGUUGUUUUUGGCUGUAGAUAUGAAUAAAUCAGGAUCAUGUUGGGUGAGUAUAUGUUUGUAUACAAGCAGCCUUUUUUAAGGGCUCUUUUUUAACCCAGAGCCUUCUUCCUCUUUCCUCAAAGGAUCCAUAUUCUUCUGGCAGCAAAGAUCUUUUUAUAUCUUGGGUUUUCAUAUUCUGCCCAGCCUAUCGUAAGGGAGCACAAAUCUACUAAAUAGUAAAAUGAGGGAUUACUUCCACUCAUCUGUUGACAGACAUUUCUCCAAAUUGGAUCAAAUGAUUAAAGGUAUUAGAAUGACGUCUUGCAGAUCCAGAUCAAAUCAUUUGAAACCUUGAGACCGUUUCUCCUUUACUUGGAAGAAACCACCAGAAAUAGUUGUAGGUGCUAAUUGCCCAUUAUUCUCACUAAUGUGAAGUUGUUAAUUGGGACCUUUGAAUAUUUUACUUGCUUGAAUCCUAACCAGGGGAGUUCAAGAUGGAAGGACUCUGCAGUGGCUCGCUUCCUGAUGUGCCAUUUGGGGUCUCUUCCAACGCCUGAAUGGUUCUUCCUCAAGUUGCUUACGCUGAGAAGAGGGGUCCAGGCUGUGAAAUCUUCCAACACCUCCCAUUACAAAGAUGGCACUGCUGAAAGUCAAAUUCAAUCAGAAGAAACGGGUAAAACUAGCGCAGGGACUAUGGCUCAUGAACUGGUUUUCAGUGUUUGCUGGAAUCCUUGUUUUUAGCAUGGGAUUGUUCCUCAAAAUUGAACUCCGGAAGCGAAGCGAAGUGAUGGACAAUAAUGAAAGCCACUUUGUGCCCAAUUCUUUGAUACUGAUGGGUAUAUUAUCCUGCGCCUUCAAUGGUUUUGCUGGAAAGAUUUGUUACGAUUCUCUGGAUCCCGCUAAAUUUGCCAAGUGGAAGCCUAUGCUGAAACCUUACCUGGCACUGUGCUUCAUCUUUAACAUCCUCGUUUUCUUCGUUGCUCUGAUUUGCUUUCUCAUGCGGGGCUCUCUGGACAGCACACUGGCCCAAGGGCUCAAGAAUGGCAUGAAGUUCUACCGGGACACAGACACCCCUGGAAGAUGCUUCAUGAAGAAGACCAUCGACAUGCUCCAAAUUGAGUUCAAAUGCUGUGGGAACAACGGCUACAAAGAUUGGUUCGAAAUUCAGUGGAUCAGCAACAGAUAUCUGGACUUCAGCUCCAAAGAAGUGAAAGAUCGGAUCAAAAGCAACGUGGAUGGAAGGUACUUAGUGGACGGCGUCCCCUUUAGCUGCUGCAACCCGAGCUCCCCAAGACCCUGCAUCCAGUACCAGGUCACCAACAACUCAGCUCACUACAGCUACGACUACCAAACAGAGGAGCUCAACCUGUGGAACCGUGGCUGUCGGGAAGCCCUCCUGAACUACUACAGCGGCAUGAUGAGCUCCAUGGGUGCCGUCACCCUCCUCGUCUGGCUUUUUGAGAUAUCGGUGAUGAUUGGCUUGCGCCUUCUACACACCUCUCUGGAAAGCAUUCCAAACCCCGAAGACCCUGAAUGUGAAAGUGAAGGGUGGGUGCUGGAGAACAGCCUGAAGGACACUUUUAAAUCUGCACUGGAGAAUUUGAAAAAGCUUGGUAAGUUCAAUCAGGUGGAAGCAGGAGCCGAAGGGGCCGAAGGAGAGGAAGGAGGGAAGACGCCAGCCAUCACAACGGUCAGUUGAGCUGCUAAUUGAUGUGGACUUUUUCUCAGAGAAAAAUAAAACAAACUGAGAAUUGUGAAUAUCUACAUUUUAAAAGUUAUGUAUCAACCAUCAGAAUACACGUUUCUGUGCAUGUUCUUUUUUGUAUAUGGGAGCAUACAACAUAGUGCACCUUGGGAUAAUACUCUUAUCCACAAUGUGAGUACACCAUAUCCAUAUCUUUUUGGGGAUAUGAUCCCAACUAGGACUCACAAUAUUCAUGUGUUCUCGUAUCAGGGAAAGUUAGUUUAAAAAUUAAAAAAAAAAAAAUUAAAAAAAUUGCUGGCAUCACACAGUGAUCCAUUCCACCUUAUUUUGAAAUUAAAAGUGAAAUUUGAAAAGUUAAUAUUUUUUGUUCAAGAUGUUUUAUCAGUACAAUUUCUAUAUUUCAGCUUUUAAAGACAAACAGAUUGGGUUUCU
Molecule: messenger RNA, 2172 nt
Organism: Manacus vitellinus (golden-collared manakin)
Lineage: Eukaryota; Metazoa; Chordata; Aves; Passeriformes; Pipridae
Gene: PRPH2
Product: peripherin 2
Exons: 3
Coding region: 670-1734 (354 amino acids)
Biological process (GO): visual perception
Cellular component (GO): membrane
Source: RefSeq, a predicted model, not a curated record